Rotaria sp. Silwood2 is the source of this 318-nucleotide messenger RNA. The record is from the annotation of a GenBank genome assembly. Lineage: Eukaryota; Metazoa; Rotifera; Eurotatoria; Philodinida; Philodinidae.
AUGCGCAAACAACGGAAGUUGAUGAAUUUACAUCAAGCGAUUAAAGAUACGAGUGAAGAAGAUAAUAACAAUGCAGAUGAUACAGAAGAUGUUAGUGAUACAUUUGAUCAAGAAAAUGACAAUUAUGAUAACAACGAUGGUAGUUCUCAUGGGAGUUAUCAUGGUGGCAGUUCCGACGAUGGUCGUUAUGAUGAUAGUGAUGAAGAAAAGAAUGAUAGUAGUGAUGAAAACAAUGAUGAUGGCGAAACUCAACAAGAAGAAGAUCUCUAUUAUAACCCAACAAGCAGAAAAUGGAAACAUUCAAGUGAAGACAACUGA